This is a messenger RNA of Rhinichthys klamathensis goyatoka, 1356 nucleotides long. RefSeq lists its product as uncharacterized. Bases 65 to 1306 code for a protein of 413 amino acids. The transcript is spliced from 12 exons. The record is from RefSeq and is a predicted model, not a curated record. Lineage: Eukaryota; Metazoa; Chordata; Actinopteri; Cypriniformes; Leuciscidae.
AAAGGCAGCCAGUCUAUCUGACCGUCAGAAGAGGAGACAGCAAAUCCCCAGCAGAACAGGGCCGAUGGCAAUGACUUCUGCUUAUGCUGUGGAUUCUGAUCAAGUCCUUGAAAGAAAACGAAAAGCUCUUCUAGAUCAGCGCCAUCUAGAGACAUACUACAGAAUACACCACUUGAGAGACAUGCUUUCAUGUCAGUAUGCUACAUUACUGAGGGAAAAAGUUCAAAGACAAAGGCAAGAGAUGAAGCCCCUUGAUUCAGAUAAUUCCAGACUCGGGGAAGGGAAUAAAGAGAAGACGUUUGUCACCAUUCAGAGGGUCACCAGAUCAACCCUCACACACAAGGACGCAUACUUGAGGUGUUUACCUAAAACAUACCACUACCUGGUUCUGGAACUGCAGAAACAGCUGACCCGACUCGGGUAUCUUCAGAGCCGCAGGGAGCAUGAGGUGUUCAAGGUCUGGGUGGAACAACACAGAAGCACAAGUCAACUAGAGAAGCAACUACAGGCCAUUGGCAAUGCAGAGAACAGCAGUAAUUCCAGCCCAGACGUGACUCUUAAGGACCUGCUAAAACAGAAGUCUGGAUCUCUACCGAAACUUCAGUUCACACCUGAUGACUCCACAGCACAACAGGAACAUAUGCCAGUCUCAAGAGGGGGUGGAGGAGGGGUGAAUGCUUUCCAACUGCAGGGCAAACAGACCUGGGGACAAGACGAAACUGAGCUCAUGUUUCCUGAAGUCUUCACUCGGGAGCUCAAAGUGCCAAAGUUUUUCACUCUGCAGUCCACCUUCCUGGAAAAAGUCAGCUCCAACUUGCUUUUUAGGAGAACCCAUGAGCCACUGAUCAAGUCAAAGACUUCUGACAUUACCCACAAAAUGAGAUUAAUGCACAACCUCUCGCUUUCUCACGUGGCUGACACCCAGAGCAGAAUCAUGGCAAAAAAUGGAAAAUGGAGCUUACAAUGCACAGAUGGUUUCAGCAUCAAUGAAUUGGAGAUGAAGCAUGAAAGUUCUCACAAUGUCCAAAUUCGAAAGACCAGAUGCCCUGCAGAGUCUGACCCUACAGUACACCAGAUUGAUCAGAGUAAACCUGAGAACCCAGCAUCCUUAAGUGAACGUUCAAAUGCACAUUUCUCACCAAGUUUCCAGCCAGCUGGGAAACGCACAGAGGAAUCCCCAUCUAGUUGUGCUGGAGAUCCUCAUUUAUCAUAUACAGAUGUGCCUCUAUGCUUAUCUGACAUCUGUACUGGUCAUGUUGUUGAGGUGGAAAACUGUGACGUGAAAAUGUGGACAAAUUAUACAUAGACCACUGUGAUGAUCUGUAACUUUAAUGCUGUUAAGAGAAUGGGGAAAAU